Molecule: messenger RNA, 1357 nt
Organism: Beta vulgaris subsp. vulgaris (sugar beet)
Lineage: Eukaryota; Viridiplantae; Streptophyta; Magnoliopsida; Caryophyllales; Amaranthaceae
Product: aquaporin TIP1-3
Exons: 3
Coding region: 1-759 (252 amino acids)
Biological process (GO): water transport; transmembrane transport
Cellular component (GO): membrane
Molecular function (GO): water channel activity
Source: RefSeq, a predicted model, not a curated record
AUGCCUUUAUACAGAAUGGCAAUGGGAAGUCCAGGUGAGGCAGGACAUCCAGAUGCACUUAAAGCAGCCUUAGCUGAAUUUUUCUCUAUGAUCAUUUUCGUUUUCGCGGGACAAGGUUCCGGCAUGGCUUUCAGUAAAUUGAAGGAUAACGGGACAUCGCCGUCAACAGGGGUGAUAGCAGCGUCAUUAGCGCAUGCCUUUGGACUGAUAGUAGCAGUCUCAGUUGGCGCUAACAUCUCAGGUGGUCAUGUUAAUCCUGCGGUCACCUUUGGCGCCUUUGUGGGUGGUCAUAUUACUUUCUUACGCGCCAUUUUAUAUUGGAUUGGUCAAUUACUUGGUUCUGUUGUUGCUUGUUUUCUUCUCCAUUUUGCCACCGGUGGCAUGGAAGUCUCGGCGUUUGCACUAUCAGGCGGGGUGACUUCAUGGAAUGCACUAGUAUUCGAGAUUGUUAUGACAUUUGGGCUUGUCUAUACAGUUUAUGCCUUAGCUGUUGACCCAAAAAAAGGCAAUUUGGGAACAAUAGCCCCAAUUGCAAUUGGGUUCAUUGUUGGGGCUAACAUCUUGGCUGGUGGGCCCUUUGAUGGGGCUUCAAUGAAUCCAGCAGUCUCAUUUGGGCCUGCUGUGGUUAGCUGGACCUGGACUCACCACUGGGUCUACUGGCUCGGCCCAUUUAUCGGAGCUGCCCUUGCUGCCAUUAUCUAUGACCAUAUUUUCAUUACCGAUGAUUAUUCACACCAGCCACUCCCCACUGAUUAUUAGGUUAAAUCGUUAAUUGCAGUUUUUUUUUGGCGGGAAUAAAUCUAGCCUUGGAAACGAGGAUGAUGAUGCUUUUUUUCUUUUUCCCCUAUUGGUUGAAUAUGUUGUCAUUGGAAAUAUUAUUGUUUUGAUGCAUAAUUAUACUAUUCUAUGAUGGAUAUUUCAACAGCUUCAUUUAUUUGUUGGUAUGGACGAAUAAUAUCUUUUUUUUGUUCAAGUUAUACAUUCAAACAUUGCAUUCAACUAAUUAUAUGUAGUUUCUGAAGGCUUCUUACAACUCAUAUAUUCAGCAAUAUCUAAUUGAAGUGUUUGGUACUCCAUUAAUUUUAUGUGGAAAGACUUAGAGGAGGUUUGGUUAUACAUAAAAAGUACUUAUUGUUUUCUAGAUUGUUUCCCCGUAUAGAUGCAUUUCUUAGGAGUAUAAGAUUGUGUUUGGUUAACAAUGAAAAGUAAAACUUUUUAUAGUAAAUCUAAGUGAUAUAAGGGAAUCUAGAUAAGUAAUUUUUUAUCUAUUUUGUGAGGAACACAAAGUACAACUCCACAUGCUUUUACUUUGGGAUGUACUAGAUGUUGACUAUAUGUUCUGUAAAAUUCCAGAAUG